AUGGCCAUCGCAAGGGAGAAAUGGCUACAGUAUGUGUGAAGUGUACUUCUAACUCGAAAUUCAGCGUUCAAUGAUAAUCGCAACUGGCCAAAACUACUCGCAAGUGCUACCGGAAGUGUUCGUGCGCCAGGAUUAAGUGUUUUUCGCCGCGAAUGUGCAUCGACAGGUACUGAAAAUUGACCCCAAAAUCCUCACCACUUGGAAUGAAAUUGAUUCCAUCAUAAUUUUCUGAGUUCCGUCGUCGCCGUGCCGUUCCCAACAUAAGAUACACACACAGUCUUGAAAUUGGUGCUUUUUUUCGAUCUCGUACUCUCACGACGCGCCCGCUAGCGAAUAAUACACAGAACAAAGUGCAUACCUGCCUUGCCUUGUGCUGUAGAACAAACCACCCGACAAUCGGUUACGGAUUGAUUGAUUGCGUGAGUGAACGGGACAGGUGUGUUUGUGUAGAAAAAGAAAAAGACAUUUCGUACCGUUCGUUUUCGGCAACUGCGAUAGUGGGCUAGAAUCGACGAGCAAAAUUAUUACCGAGUGAUUGUGGAGGAAUCGACUAGCAAUAAUUAUAGGUUUUGGCAGCACUGAAUACAAAACGGACGGACAGACCACACCACCAGUCUCAGUGUCAUCGCCGUCUCGUGCGGAUUGAGGCGAUUUUUUCGCUGCCUAUUCACGCCAGUACUCUGCUCUUCUCGUGUCCCUAAAAUAGAAAUUUUAAUAUGUGAUGUAUAUUAGUAUUUAAAGGCAAGGCAAAAUUCGAGUGAAAAAAAUUGAUUUCAUAUUAUAGAAUAAGUGUAGGGAAAAAAGUGACAUUGCAGAGUUUUCGCAGCAAGAAUUGCAGUGGUUAAACGGGGUGGCAAAUUGUACCAAGUGUCAGUGUGAAAAUUUUUCCGACCGAGUGAAUUCGUGUGUGCAGCAGUAAGAAUAUUCAUUGAGAAGAGCGCCUCGCAAGGAAGGACUCCGGCUCGUCGAAGUGUACUUUUCUGUCGUCAGCUAUUCUAUUCGAAACUUUAUUAUUCUUCUUGCCAAGUGCGUAAGUGUAAACAGCCGUAGAAUCAAAAGUGAUUAUUUUGCUAUUUGCAUAAAUAUAUAUACACACACAAAUACAGGAACAAGGCACACCAUUGCAUAAUUGAGUGAAUACUGGUGGUGAGCCAAUCCAAAGGUGUUUCUCGCGACUCGUCGUUACCGUGUGUAUAUGAAUGGGCGAACAUCAUCAGCUUCGAGAAGUUUGCUGAUAAGCAAAUGAAAUCAACAAAACAGUAAAAACAAACGCAGCUAGGAUUAUUAUCUUGCAGUCAAAAACGGUAGCAAAUAUUGCUUCCUUCAUCGCAAAACGUUGCUUGUUGCGAUUUCAGGAUAGGAAAAUUCCACAAAGCACACAUACAUCACAUUUAAACAAGCUUAUUGAUGAAUUGCACUAUUAUUUAGAGAAAACUCUAAAUAGAAUCUAUGUUUUUUUCAGUAACAUGCAGUAGUAUUCGAACCUCAUAACGAAUAAACAGCAAAUAACGGAAAAUGCAAAACUUCAUCUCUAGUAUCGAAAAUCAUACAAAGAAUUUAGAUGUAUCAAUGAUUAAUUUUAAGGAAUUCGAUAAAAAUAUCAUCAGUACUGUUACUACUACUGCUAAAUCUACUACUUCUACUAUUAAAACUGCUGUUUCUACUACUAUUACUCAAAACAACACGAACAAGUCUGAAUACGCUUUUAAGAAAUCACUUAAUAGUUUGCUAAGUUUAAACCGAGCGCAAACAACGGAGAAGCAGAGUGAGAAGGGGAUCUGUCUGCUGCGUUUUCUGAUUCAACCGGAGCUGGAACCACUGUUACUACAAUCGAUUUUUGAGUCUGAAUCACAAUCAGGGAUUGUUUCCGACAUUCUUUUAAUUGUAUCAAAUAAUUUGAUUAUUUGUAAAAAUGCUACAAAAUUCAACAUCGAUUGUGCUACUUUAGUGGUGAUUGAGGAUCAGCAUUCGCAGUAUUUCGAUCAGCAUACGUUUUCGGCGCUGAACGAUGCAUUGAGAGAACUCACAUUAAAACCGGCUAACGUUGAGAGUGGAUGCUCUUCUAAAAGGAUGAAGGCAGAAGAAAAUUUUACACAUUUCAAUCAUCUGAUCAGAAGCACGAUGAAAGAUAAUGACACUGUGAAUAUGAUAUGUGAUUCAAUUGAUUACCUGAUAACAGUAAAUACUAAUCAUAGUUUAAUGAUCGAUGAAGGUAGAAGCUUGAUCUGUAAUGACCAAAUGCUAGAUUCUAAGAAUAACAAAGAUAAAGCCAUGGCAGAUGAUCCAACUGAUGCUAAUACUUCCAAACAAGCCAAACGAACCUCGAAACUAGAAACUGCAUACGUUAAGUUUGAUGAUCUUUUGCGUAUGUGCGACUGGGAGAAGACUGUCUUGAAAGCCGGCGUUUGUCCGCGACUGAGAUUGUGCGGCGGAGGAGAAGAUUCUAUAAAUGGGACGAGUGCUUGGGGUAAUCCAGGCGCAAGUAAUCCGGGUAAUGCAUGGGGAACAGUUAAUCCUCAGCAGUCCGGAGCAUGGGGAAACAAUCCUCAACCGGGAACUCCUGGAACAUCAGCAGCUGGAGCAGGUAUGAAGCAACCACCACAACCACCAACAGGUGGAAUGCCAACUGAAAAUCCCGAGCCAAACGCAUGGUCUGGAGGAAAUCCUGUUAUUUCGGCCGGUUCUAAUGCUCAAAAUCCGCCAAAUGGAGUAAACAAUGUAGUGAACAACAACAGUAACAGUUCAAAUCCAACACCACAACAACAACAACCAACCGACCCACCAACGGCACAACCAAAUUCAAAAUUGGAACGACUUAAUACUAUGAUCGAAGCUCUGCAUGCAUUGGAUGGUUGGGGCUCUGAAAAUGUGAAUCAAGAUACACGAUGGGAUGUACCGGCAUCACCAGAACCUGGUUCUAAACCGGAUCCAAACAGUGCAACCAGUGGCCCAACUGCUGGAAUCCCUAUGUGGAAAACUAACACUGGUUGCGAAAUUUGGGAAGCCAAUCUUCGUAAUGGUGGGCAAAUGCCCCAGCAACAACCGGUUCAAAAAACUCCUUGGGGACCAUCGACAAACAUUGGCGGCACCUGGGGCGAAGAUGAUGACUCUAACGAUCCAGGAAAUGUUUGGAAUGGAGCAACGGGGGCAAACCCUAACGCCGUGGUACCACAAGGCGGUCCUUCACAGCAGCCUCCAUGGAAUGCAGCUGGAGCUGGUAUGUGGGGUCCAGGAGGAGCCGGAGGAGUUGGCCCCAGUGGCAUUAAGAAAGACAAUGACUGGGCUGGGGCAACCGGUCCAUCUGCUGCAACCUGGGAUCAGCGCAGUGCUCCUCCUGUUGGUGGCCCUGGCGUAACCGGUGGUAUUGAUCCAGCUAGUAUAGAUAUGCGUAAUAUGCGCAUCACUGGAGGAAUGGACGGUAACCGAGAAAUUCGUGGAGAUCCACGGGGAAUUUCUGGUCGUUUGAAUGGAAACGUUAAUCUUUGGGAACAACAUCAACUUCCUGGCAUGGCUCCGAACAAGAUUCCGGGUCCAACCACACCCGUUACUCCUGCAGGUGCCAAUCAAUGGCCAAAUAAUCAAAUACAAGGGCAUAACAAGUCCAGUUGGGAGGAUAGUUCUACUCAAGGAAUUCGUCGCAACGUCGAUGACGGAACAGGACUGUGGAGUCAAAACACACUUAAUCGUCAAAAUCCCAAUGUCUCUAAUUGGAAGGAUAACCCCGAAGGCUUGCAAAGAAACUCGGUACAGAGGAAUUCCAUUGUUGGCGGUAAUUUGCCAGGCCCAGCUGGAGGAAGACUUGGGAACAAUGGUCCUAUCAAACCAGAUUCACUCUGGGGACAAAACAAUAUGGGGGCACGUGCAAAUGCUGGCUGGGAAGAAGGCAAUAAUUGGGAGGAAAAGACCUCUGGUGGUGCAUUUUGGAAUGAAAAUGGUGGCGCAGGAAAUUGGAACAACAAUAAAGGCAAGCAACAAAUGGGAGCUAAUUGGAACGACGCUGGUAACGAGAUGCCAUCUGAAUGGGGAAUGCAAGGCAACGGCAUGAAUAAACCUCCGAAGAAUCCGUUAGAGUUUAUCAGAAACAGCAAACAGUAUCGCAUGCUUUGCGAGAUGGGUUUCAAAAAAGAAGAUGUGGAAACCGUUUUGCGCUUAUCUAAUAUGAAUCUCGAAGAAUCAAUAGAAAUGUUACAACGGAACGGAUCUACCACAGAUUGGCGCCGACCCGAUAAUCACGGCCCAGGAUUUGGUGAUCAAUUCGGUGAACGUUUUUCAGUUGGUGGAAAUUCUUCACUUCCAUUCCCACAGAAUAACCAAAAUCUACUUAGCGCUUUUGGUGGUAAUCCAAAUAUGAACUCUUUCAACAACAUGAAGUAUGGAGCUGGAGGUCCUAACGGGGUGACAUCCGGACCUUUCGGUCAACCUGGAGCUCAAAAUGCACAAUCACAACCUUCGACACAACAACUACGAAUGCUGGUACAGCAAAUUCAAAUGGCUGUACAACAUGGAUACCUGAACCAUCAAAUCCUCAACCAACCUUUGGCACCGCAAACGUUACUGCUAUUGAAUCAACUUUUGAAUCAUAUCAAGCAAUUGCAAGUGAUGCAGAGCAAUUUAAACCGUAGUGGUGGAGGAGCAAGUGCUGUACAAAUUUCGCUUGCCAUCAAUAAACUGAAAUCACAGAUUGGUAAUCUACAAAAUCAAAUAACUGCUCAGCAAACGAUAUACGUCAAGCAACAACUACAACAACAGCAGCAACAAAAUAACGCAAAUCCUCUUUCUGCUGGUCAUCCCUCCAAUGAUCUUUUCCGUACUCCAAAUGAGCUGUCAGGAUUGCCAAGCAAUUUUGCAGAAAUGUCAUUAAAAGAAAACAAUGCUCCUUUCCCAUCGACCGGUAGUACUAGUCAACAGUCUCGCUUGAACCAGUGGAAAUUACCAUCUGCUGUUAAUGAUAAGGAUUCAGAUCUCACUGAUUUCGCACGAGCUCCCGGAACUACCUCAAAACCACCUCCAGGCAGUGGACUAGGGGGAAUCGAUGAUGGUACAUGGUCUAACGGGCGCUCAAACGUGGGCGACGGAUGGCCGGAAACAAAUGCUCAAGAUAAUAAAGAUUGGACAGCAAAUACCGAUGCGUUUACUGAUCUGGUACCCGAAUUUGAGCCUGGUAAACCAUGGAAAGGUACACAAACAACACGCAUUGAAGAUGAUCCAACCAUUACUCCAGGAAGCGUUGCACGUUCUCCUCUAUCAAUUGCAGCUGCCAAAGAAUCUAAUUUGUUUGCCAAUAGUAAUAGUUCUAAUAAUAACAAUAACGUUAUUAAUAGUAAAUCUUCUCCAACGGAGUCAAUACCUUCUUCGACAUGGAGCUACAAUCCAAAUAGUUUUGGUUCAUCGAAAUUGCCCAAAAACACCUGGCCGGAUAGUAUCGUUCCCCCAGCAGAUCUUUGGGACAAUUCUCUUGGUAAAGGACGCGUCGGCCCAGCAGGUAUUAAAACUGGCGGCGGAAAAAUGGAUGCAAACGGUUGGAAUGCAGCCCAUGGAGGAACCGGCGCCGCUGGAGGUUGGAAUAACGCUGGCAGCUCAUGGACUUCAACUUGGAUUCUACUGAAGAAUCUCACAACACAGAUUGAUGGUUCAACAUUAAGGACUUUGUGCAUGCAACACGGUCCUUUACUAGCCUUCCACGUUUAUCUGAAUCAUGGAGUAGCUUUGUGCAAAUACUCAUCACGUGAAGAAGCUAAUAAAGCACAACUUGCAUUAAACAACUGUAUGCUGGGUAACACAACCAUUUGCGCGGAAAUUCCCACUGAAAGCGAUGUACAAAAUAUUUUGCAACACUUGGGUCCACCUAGUGGUUCUAACGGAAUGGCCGGAGGGCAGUCGGGUGGACAGAAUUGGAGAUUGGGAGCUGCUGCCCAAUCGCAACCAACGAGACCUCCAGUCAACGACACCUGGGGAUCUGCCUGGCCAAGUAGCGGUGCUGGAAACAAUUUGUGGGCUCCUUUGGAUGGGCCAUCUGACCGUACGACGCCAGCCAAUUUGAACUCGUUUUUGCCUGAGAGUUUGCUCGGCACCGAACUGAAUUGAGCUAUGUAAAUCUAAGAAAAAAAAAACCAAACAACCGUACCCGUACUGCAAAGGCAGUGAACGUAGCUAAAUUAAGAAUUAAAAGUGAUCUUUUUGGACAAAACGAUCUUGUUGGUCAUCAAAGAACGAUGGUAGCUGAAGGCCUGGGUUCAUAAAUAAAAGAAGUGUCUUUUCAGAGUCAGCGGUUUCGCCUGGCAUAGUAUUAAGGUGUUGUGAAUGUUUUUAUCAUUUUAAUAUAACGAUAUACAAUUAUAUAUUUGAACCAUAAAAGUUAAAGGACGGCAAAAAUCCUAACAUUUGCUUAAAACAAAAUUCAACAAAAAUCAACAACACACAAAAACGAAAACUGAAACAUUUCAAGUCAAAGAAAAGUCUAGUUAUACGUUUCGAAUGUUAAGUUUUACACUAUUGUAAAUUAAUUUCAACGUGUGAGAGGUCUUUAUAAGCCUCUAAAAAACAAAUCUUACGAAUCCUAUUAAGUUUAGAUUGGUUUAGUUUUAAGAAAGAAGUGUAUCUUUUUUACCCAACCUUGCGAUAUUUUGUUUUUGUAGCAUUCACUUCGGCCGUUUGGUCUGCAUGAAAAAUUGUGUGACUAUAUAAUAAUUGUGAUUUGAAAAAAAAAGAAGUGAACCCCACAAACACAAUUAUCCACAUUUUGUGGUAAUAAGAAGCAAUUUACGGAAAAAUCAAAUGUGGUAUUAGCCUACGAACAUUUAAAAAUGAAAGAUAGACAAGGUAACUAACGCUAAUGAAAGACAGCCGAAAUCUACUUUUUCGAUACGUUCGACAACAUUUCGUGAAAAGGCUAUCCCUAAUGAAGCAGACACUGUUGUAAUUUUACUAAUCAUAGGACCUUAUUCGAUUCGUUCGAACCUGAAAACGCUUUUCAACGAACGCCAUUUACAAAAGAAAGCUUUGAAAUGUAAGAGUAUUGUUACAGUAAAAUUAUAUACUAGUAAUGCUAGUUAUACAAAAUGAAAUGAAAACAAAAAAACUAAGCGGCGAAUAAUGUCGACAAAAUUAGAAUAUUUAAGCUUAACGAACCCUCAAAGACAAGGAAACAGCACGAAAUCAUAGUGUGAAAGUAACCUAGCACAUUUUCCUCAUUUUAUUGAUAUUUUUAAGCAGAGUGUAGAGAAAAAUAUCGGUUGUAUUAUUUAUUGAAUUUGUUUUGUAAUAUUUUUUUUUAUAAAAUGAUAAAACUUUUUUUACUAAGUUUAUGCGGCAGUUGGAAGAUAUAAUGAUUAAAUCAAAGUGAUAACGUUCCACUUUAAACUCGCCCGAUCCCAUCAAUUGUUCGUGCUCAGCGUCCAAAAUACUCCGUCAAUUGGUUGGUAAAAUGAGGCGCUAAACAAAUCAAAAGCAGCAAGGUCGUAUCUUCAUACAUAUUUUGAUGUAACUGGUAAAACAAUGUUAGGAUUAAAAUGUUAUGGCUAUUCAACAAUGAGUGCACAUUGUAGAAAAAAAAAACAGUGAAUUAGCUCUAAUCUCAUGAGAUAUAAGAUAAUUGAUAAGCGUAGCAAGUGUGAUGGUAAGCACAUCUACAUGAAUGCUAAACUCUUAUCAAUAUAAUGUUCCGUAGUAAUCACACGAGUAGAAAUAAAUGUAAAAAUAUUUUUUCUAUCGCGUGUGAAUUACUUUCGAUGUUUAUUUUAAGCGUAUAUAUGUAAGAGAGCGUUGAAACACGUGAAUGGUGAUUGAUUAAUGGGGAGAUAGUCUUGAACUGACUCCCUCUGGAACAAAUUAUGACUUUUGCUCAAUUUAGAGAACGUUUAUUAUUUCUAACAUUAGAUUAGUUUGCAUUUCUCAAGAUAUGGCUUGAUUUUGUUCUUAUUCUGAUUUCGAAGCCUCUGCAAUAACUCCUGUCAGUAUCUGCUGUGCCGUUAUUAAAUCGAGUUAUCAGUAGAUGUUUUAUUCCAUGCUAUGAUAAAAAUGAACCGCUAGUAUUUUGAUGGUGACAAGGUGGAAUACUCAUGAAUGCUUUUGAAUACAAACGUAUAGAAUCUCAUCCGAUGAUAAAUACUGAUAAUUUCCAUGCAGAGCAUCUUAUGGCGCUUAUACGUAUAAGACAGUCGAAAUCAAUUUAGGAAAUGAUGAAGCCAUUAUCUUUCGAUAAGCAUCUUCCAGAUAAAAAACCAAAUUUUCUGAACGCUUUCUUUAUUUGUAGGCAAAUUCUAACCUAAUACCAUGUGCCAAAAACGUUAAAAUAUAUUCCAAACAGGGAUGUCCAGAAUUCUACAGGCAAAUCGCACCCAAUCAAUCGAUCCACUAGUGUGUAUGAUAAACGGCUUUUCUAACUUGCCAUGUAAUAUAUUCCAAAAAUUAUCUUUAACAUUUCAGCCGACAAAAGAACAUUAAAGUUGUAACAAUGAUUACCCUUAAUCUGAGCCUGCGUUAAUAUUUAGAUCAUAGGAAAAAAAAUGUUUCAAGCCAAAUUGAAGCAGACGUGUUUCUUAUCGUCGGAACUAGAGUCCUUCUUGUGCGAUUUGAGUUGACUAUUUUGUGAUAACUACUAAAACAACUAGGUUUCAAACCAAACUCCAAAGUUUUUUUUAAAUCCAACAUACACGCAUAGUUUUUUUUCUUGUUUCUUGUCAAACUAGACUGCACCCAAAUCAAAGUGCCAGCUAAGCGUACAAUUUAACGGCACAUUUCCUAAAACGUAGCAAAAGGAAACCUUAAUCGCAAUCGAGAUCGCUUGAGUUAUAGCUUUAAGGAAAACUAUUUCAUCUUUCUUCCAGUGUGUAAGCGAGAAACAAAAAAAAAAUGUUUUAGUAAGUAUAAGAUGUUUCUUCUAUAUCUUCCAAAUGAACAAAAGUGUUUUUGUUUUUCUGCUCACAAUUUAAAUCUGUUAUUUUUUUUAAUAUUUCUUAUUUACCCGUUCCUCCGGAUAAUCCACCCACAUUAAGUACCAGUAUACACAUGAAAGCUAUAGUUUUAAGAGACUUAAAAGCUUAUCCUAGUUUGUAGAGUUGAUGUGAUUCUACUGAAGUCGGAUGUGACUAUGAAUUGGUCCAGAUACGCAUUUUGUCCAUUUGAGCUUUUGUUUCAAAAUAUGUUUCUUUUAUCAGCGGCUAAACCGAGCUAAUGCAAACGUUUCGUGUUGUUUCUCCUAUAUAUAUAUAUAUAUAUAUGUAUAAUCAAUCGAAUCUUUGAGUCUUUCAAAGUCUUCAUAUACAUAUAUACUCUUCUCACACUAUUCGAAAGAUUCUUUUCCGACGGAGUUAUCACGUUUUCGUAGCCGUAUCACGACAUAACUUGACGAACAUAUUUCCUAAAAUUCACUUGGUCCAUGGCAACCGUUCUCCAAUUUCUCGGACAUCCCACAUUCGCCAGAUCACGCUCCACUUGGUAUGAUGACCUCGCUCGUUGCGUCCCUGCUCGUCUCUAUCCUACCGGAUUCGUAGCAAACACCUGUUUUACAGGACAGUUGUCCGACAUUCUCGCAACAUGUCCUGCCCAGCGUAUCCGUCCAGUCUUCAUCAAUUUCUGGAUACUGGGUUCGUCGUCGAGUCGCGCAAGCUCGUGUUUCAUCCUUCGCCUUCACGCUCCGUUUGUCUGCAAGUCGCCUAAGAUGGUUCUUAACACUCGUCGCUCAAAUACUCCUUGUGUACGCAGGUCCUCCUCGAGCAAUAUCCAUGUCUCGUGCCCGUAGAAAACAACCGGUCUAAUGGGCGUCAUGUACAGGUUACACUUCGUGCGAGGGCUAAGUCUUCUCGACCGUAGUUGCUUGUGGAGUCCACAGUAGGCAUGACUUCCGUUGAUCUUGUUAUCAAUAUUGAUUCACAAAGAAACGCCCUAGCUCACACUUUUCAACGCCUAUUUCUUCUAUCAAAACUAUCUAGCUUUAAUCGUUUCUCCUAUCAAUCUAUCCCAGCGACGAUCAAAACGAGAUAACAUAAUAUAAAUUGAGUAAUUAAGAGUUAAGAGGAAAUUCGGAAACGAUCGAAUUUCUCUUAGACUGAAACAAUGGACUAUAAGGGUUCAACGAGAUCAUAUUCCGAAAUCUGUCUGAGUACACAUUUCUAUAAAGAAAUAAGUGAACACGGUUAGAUUGGAUAAACAAAAGCUCACGGUUCAAAAUGAAACGUCAAUAACUGGCCAAAAAAGUGUUACCAUUAUUCAGUUUAGUUAGUUGAAUUUAGUUAACAACCUAACAUCACUCGAAAUAAAGACUCAAUUUAAAAUCAACUAUAAAGGACAGAUAACACAAAGAGACCUUUAAAAAAUCUUUUGUCACAUGACAUGAUGAGAUAUAAUUGUACAGAUACAAUUUUUAAAUGUGUCAUUGGAGAUCCGGUUACACUUGAAACCGAAUGGGAAUAAUAUCUGGUCCCACCAAUCCACAUGAUACUAUUAUUGUUUUUUUUUCAUUUUUAAGAUUCCCCUGUUAAACCAAUGAAAACCAAUGGUUGUUAUUUUUAUAGAGAGCUAACUUAAGUAUAGGCAUCGAGGAAAUUUCCACGCUUUUUUUCAUUCCUUCAAGCAACAAAACAAUUUGUCACAAAUGGACAAUUUAAUUUGCUUCAUUUUACAACUUUCAUAGUGUGGAGCUUAAUACCCAUGUCAAUUGUAAAUUAAAACGAUUGAUGGACUAAAAACAUACAUAUAAGCAAGUCUGUAACAAGGAACAGUUUAAAUCUGGCUGUACUUUCUAAGUCUGCAAAAUCAAACAUGGUGCAAAAAAAACCUGAAAUCAGGUCAUUGUGUCAACGCAAAUACAAAUAAAAAGAACUAUUAUCCUACGACAUGCACACUCACACAAACAAACACGCAUCAGUUCGUUUAGCAUGUAUGCGCAAAUUAGAGCACAUUUAGGAGUCACAAAAUGGAAACAAUAGUCGAAAUACGUCAAAUUUCCAUGCUAGGUCCAUCAGAUUCAGAGGCAAUUUACUCAUCAUUCUAUUAAGAAUAUUAUAUUUUCCACACAAAACGCAAACAGCUGAGGAACGUAAACCACACAAGGAAUGUUAAAAUUAACAUGCAAAGGAAAUAUUUUUACUAACAGUAAAUUAAAUUUAAUACGGAAGAGUGUUCAUUUAAGUAAUAAUGCAAAAAAAAAAAACAAAAACAAAAUUAUAGUCUUAUUUUCUUAUACUAAGUAAAUCAAAUCUAAAAAAUGGGAUUCCCAUUUAGAUUCACACAAAGGAAAAUGAAAAAAAAACAAAACAUAAUAAUAAAACAAGACUGAUUUAACGAUAAUGGUUAAUGAAAAAUGAAAAAAAUAUAAUAAUUACAAUCACAUAUGAACAACAACAUAUACAUACGUAUCAUGAUUUCUACAUAUAUUGAUGUGUAAUUGACUAUAAAACUUUUAUGAAACAUCAUCUUUCAACCGACGUUGAGUAAAACUAGAUUUGAGAACCAGGCCGAAACUAAUGAAGAAAAUGGUAACACCUGUGAAAAACUAUUAUCAUAAAGAUCUCGAGUGUCAAAACAAUCGAGUCACUUUAGUUCAUCUAGAUAAGAAAAAAAAAAACAUGUCGCCAAAAUUUGACAAACCCCUCGAACAGACGUCAAAAACCACACCGGAUUACAAAAAGGAUACCAUCGCAUAUACUACUUGUGAUUUCAAUUUGUAAAUUUCAGAAAUCACACCGGAAAAACACAAACAUGAGCAAAACAGAAAAAAAAAUCAAAAUACGAAACCCGGUGUAUUCAUUCAUUCGAAUCAUAUCGAUUAACUCCUACUUGCGCUGCUUCAAAGCCUUUAAAUGUUUGUUUUUCUGCUUCUAUCUAUUUUCGGUGUCUAUAACAACUUUUCGUAAUAUGCGAAAGAUCCAUGUUCUGAAUCAAGUUUAGCAAUUCACUAACGAAAAGGUACCUGAUGAAGAACCCUGUUACAAAUCGAUACGCUUGUGUAAAAUGGAUUGCAUAUGAACAUGGUUACUGAUACACGUUCAGGAAUCUUCCUUACAUAUUUCAUAGCUUCCAUGCUCAUAUUGGUUAUUUUCGAUAUUUGUUUAUAUUUGUUCAUCUUUCAAGAUAACACUAGUUUAAUUGAACUUUCCGAUCUACCAGUUGUUUACGUGAGCACAUAUUUAGUUUUUUAUAAGCUAUAGAUGUGCUAUCCUUUAUUCACUUUUAGGUUAUGUUACAUGUUCUAUCUUUAAAUUCCAUGAUUUGCGAAGGUCAACAUUACUUCGUGUUCUGUUCUUCUAACCUUCAGUUUUAUUUAUUAUGAACUUGUAAACGUUUUGGAACAAGAGCGGUCAACCUCCGCUUAUGUCAAGUGCUUUUAGUAUAACAUCUAUUAAAACAUAUUCGUGAAACUUCAAAUGCGAUAAUUUUUAUAUAUAUUCACUAAGCAUAAAGAAGAACAAAGUGCUGUCCAUUUAUUGCUUUAAUUAUUUUUUAAAUUGAUAGUUUUCUUAUUGUUAGAUUAUCAAUAGAAAUUUCCAACGUAUCGAUUUCCGACGGGUUCAAUUUCUAUCUCAACCCAUAUAUUUACUUUCAUUAAAUCCUACAAUAUCGACACCGCUUUUGAAAAAUGUCUGAUUUAAAAUGUGCUCAACGUAGUUCGUUGGUGGCAAUGGUAUGUAACUGAACAAAAGCAAAAUGAGAUAUAAUACCACUCACACAUAAUUUGAACCUCAUCUCAACAAAUUCGGGUAAAUUGAAUAGUAUACAAAACUUGUGUUUAUUUCCAUAGUAAGAAGAAGUCGAAAAAAGAGAGACAGGGACAAGGAAAGAAACGUUGUUGCGAAGUUUGCAAACGUUGUCACAUCUGAACGCUAUAUUCUAGUCACACUCUGUGGUAAAAAUGCAAGAUAUUAACUAAAGGAGCGAAAUAAAAAAACACAA
Uranotaenia lowii is the source of this 12888-nucleotide messenger RNA. Its product is annotated as protein Gawky-like. The transcript is spliced from 11 exons. Gene Ontology annotation, cellular component: P-body; nucleoplasm. Gene Ontology annotation, biological process: miRNA-mediated gene silencing by inhibition of translation; positive regulation of nuclear-transcribed mRNA poly(A) tail shortening. Gene Ontology annotation, molecular function: RNA binding; protein binding. NCBI's taxonomy places the organism in Eukaryota, Metazoa, Arthropoda, Insecta, Diptera, Culicidae. The record is from RefSeq and is a predicted model, not a curated record. Bases 1516 to 6084 code for a protein of 1522 amino acids.